ACAAUGCAUUUUUGAAAAAUUGAAAAUGGCGGGCUGAUGUCAGCGCCGGAAGUUAUCUGGGUUCGAGGCUUCAUUGCUUGCGAGUCCGUGGAUGUGAACCUUUGUUUUGUACAGAAGAAUGGCUGCCAUCUUUAGUUUUCGAUGGAUGUUUUCCGAAGAGAUCGUGAAUUCUCGUAUUUAUUGUGGUAUUUAAUAACGUAAUAAAAUCUCGGAUAGUGAAAUAACGUUGUCCGCGAUGUAAAGAGUGUUUUUUCGUUUAUUAUUUAAGCUGCCCUGGUGUUAAUUCCGUUAAAAAAUGCUUGUGUUUACAUCCAAGUUUAAAGUGAGCUUCUGUAUUCCUGUCAUAUUAAGAUCCGCCAUGAGCGCAGUGAAGACAGCAUAGAAGCGAAGAGAGGACAGCGUGAUACCGGUUAUUGGCGGGGACUGGCAUAUUUCACCGAGUGUCCGGCAAUCAGACCUUUGUAUACGGCUUACCGUACGUUAUACGCUCCUGCUCUGCCUCGUUGUAGAAUCAACUGUCAGAGAAAAAAGAGAGGGAGAGCAAAAGAUGGACAUUUUGAAGAAUGAGCGAGAAGAAACGGAAGAGAGAGGUCGAACGUUUAUUUAACGGCGUAGAACUAGCGUAGGUAUGAAUAAAUAUUCAUCGGUAGAAGCUAUGAAAGAUGGAAAAGAAGGACGAAGGGGCACCGGGGGAGGUCAGCGUCGAACGAUAAUCGUUCAGGAAUAAUUUUGGUUCGCAUCGAAUCAAUGCAAGGGUCGAGGUACGCCAAGUAGGUCGCCACAAAUCCCAUUGCUGCCAACGCGACAAACCAGACUGCAACGCUGCACACUCGCGUCUCGUACUCUGCGAAUCUGCGCGCGGAAACUCGUUAAUUUCACGAGUACUGGAAAGCCUGUGGCAAACUGUCCGAUAUUCGAUUAAAUUUCCGCAACGGUUGAAAAACUAACCGACUAAUUGGUUUAUUUUCGCGGUACAUGCAAAAUAUAAUUAUGCCCGCAAAGUGAACGAGACAUGUAGUUGCUCCGGUUUAGUUCCAGCAUGAUAAAACAUAAUUGUCUGAUAUGUCUUUUAUACGAAGGCUUAACUACUUAUCGUUAAGCGCAAUGUUUUAUUAUCGUAGGAAAUAAAAAUUUUACGAAAACGCAUAGCCGAACAUUUAUUCGCCAGUUAACGUUGCCACGCGUAACCGCUGAACAAAUUUAUAUUUAGCUACAGAAAUAUAGUUUUGUUUCUGCUACAAGGUGUAGAGUUGGAUUUGCCAAUUUCCCUGAUUUCGGACCAUCUGAAAUAAUAUCACGUUACAUGGGUCCUCGAUACACUUAUGAUGUUUUCGAACUGUUUUUUGUAUGAAUUGUACGAAAAUGUAUUUUUAUCUUUUUUUAUUCGGUCGAUGAAAAUUUACAAUCUGAACUCGAGUAAAAAGAAAGAACUGUUGGGAUGAUUUUUCUAAGAUUUCAUUGAAAUUAAAUCCAGCGCGGUAUGCGACCAAGUACCUAACCUCGGUUAACAGACGUAUGCGUAGCCGAACGAUGAAAGUUGAAUCUCUGCCAUUGGCGUUUUGACAGUAACGAUAACGUCAUUACGUUACAACCGACAACGGUGUAGUUGUGUAACGCGCGUUAGCUUUUCUCAAAUCGGUUGACAAGACGAAUCAACUCGAUCGGGGGUUGCAUCCGAUCGAGAGCAUAAUAAUUAUCGAUGCAUAAGAUAACUCGCUGGUGUACAAAUAUAAUUAGUGUAUGCAUUUUUCAGGGUAAAUCAAUUAAUAAAAAGUUUAUUUUAUUUUUCUAUCCGAACUAGUCAGAAUUAUCGCGACCACUUUUGAACAUAAAAGCAAAUGCCCGGGAGGUAAUUGUAGUAGUGGCACGUGCCACUGAUACCGAGCACGGUAGAAAAGGCGUCAUGUGCAUUGAACGAGCCGUUUCCUAGUCACGCAUUCGUCACGUGAUUGCCACUCUCGUUUUGCUCGUCAAAGGAUCUUUUCUUGAUUCGAUAAUAACGCGGUUAAAAUUUCACGCGAAUCAAGAAAUCUUUAGCUUUGAAAUAUUCGCAAGAAACUAUUAUUUAGAUCGUAGAAAUGAAAGGACGUAAAGGAAACGUUUGGUAAUUGAAGUUCGAACAUGUUGUCGACGUUGCACCGAAGAGUGCACCACCGUUGAUGCAAGAUAGUUAACGUUUCGAAAGCACACUAUAAUUUGCAAUAUUGAUAACAUGAAAUAUCUAAUUUUAGUUUCAUGAUAUAAGAGAAAGGAACGUUCGAGUCGUUUUCGCGUUAACUAACCAAUUACGAUAAAACAGUAAAAUGCAAUGUACGUAAGGAGUGGGAAUUAUCCCUUCUUUCUCAUUGCACGCGCGCAAAAGUUAUUUCUGCGUUAUUUAGACACGUUUCAUACAUUUCGCUUAUCGGUUGUUGUUCCAGGCAAAUUAAGCAUGCCGAUAAGUUGGUUCGCUACUAUUGGUCAGUGCUGCGAACUUUUUUUUACUCGGUCGGUUGUAUACGUAGACAUAAUCAGAACUCACUGGAGAGAAUUGAUAAAUAUUAAUUUAUUAGUAGUAUAUACUAAAGAAGAUGCGAUGCUCGUAGACAUACUUGGCACGAGUCCAACUGCACGUGCAGCUUCGACAGAAAUCAGUGAAUGUUGUCGUAUGGCUUGUAACUUUUACCGGAAAAAAAAAUUACCGUCACUUCCACAUUCAUAUGAGGCGAUCGCAGCGCGAUCUCGAGCAAUUUCCAUGCGCUCUUCGUCUCUUAACUCGCCCAACGAUAUACGUAGAAAUAACUAUCGAGAAAGUUGUAUGGAUAACUGUAUGGCUAAAGAAAACUUUACUAGAUCUUUUUAUCCGUUGACAAUCUGUUAAAAGAGCAAUACUUGUUGGAAAAAGUUUUCCCGUCAAAACUGUCACGAGCAAUUUGUACCUUUCAUCUAUUAAUUAGUUAAUCGAUCGAAGGAGUUUCGAUGCAAAUUAUCAUGUAGUCGCUUUGCGAUAUCAAUUGUUCGUUGUUGUUGAACGAUAGCAAUUGUUUAGUAAAAGAGUAGGAGCCUCUAGCCGGAGGUAACUAUAAUACGUCAUAUUCGAAUUUUUUUCCACGAUCGAUUACAUUGACUGUGAACAGCGAGGAACUGUAAUUAAGCGCAUUAGUCACUUACGGAUCUAUUUGCGUCUUAAUCUUUGUGGAAUCUAAAUCGAUUUUAUCGCGUGACUUCAAACCGGUUCGAAAGCGCGCAACAAUAUUUCUUCUUUUUCCGUCAUUCUCGAAUCAUUGUUACCACUUUCGUGUGUGUCUUUUAUAAUAAAAUGUUCGAAACAUUACAUAUUCGAUUAUCUUUUUUUGCCCUCUUCUUAACGAUUCUUCCCUAUCUUCGGCAAUGAACUUAUAAAAAAAUGAUAUUCACUGGAAGUGACAAGAAUCGACGUUAGAUAACCAGGGUCUUUCUUUCGAGGCAGCAAAAGACAACGUUUUUCCGGAUCAAUAGCCUCGAAUAUUGCAACGCCACGUCACGGACAUUGAAUAAUUAAUGCGUAUUGCGCGGGAUGUUUGGUUUCGACCUAUGGUCGAGAAUCCUCAAAUAGCGGAAUCGAAGAGCGCGGUACUCCGUGAAGCUGCCGGGCGAGGAUAGCCAUUCGGUCCUGACUCGCUCGAAUUUCCAAUUGGCGUGAUCGAAAGGCCUCCAAAACGUCGACCCCGUCGGUGAUCAAGUUAUCGGGGGGUGGAACAGGUGGAGGUGGGGAACAAUUGUCCCCAGGGCCUGGCCCACCUCCCCCGGUGUCCACAGCCGAGCGUACCGAUGCUAACGAGAACGAUGCUACCGCAACGAAAUGCAUCGACAGCUUUCCGCAGGCCGCUGAAACCACCAUGAGCUUCGUUUUGCAGUUGGGCACGAUAGAAACAUCCUUAGAGAAGAACAACCCUAAUAAUCAGCCGUCUUCGUCGCUGAAUCAAGAUAGCUUACCCAACACCGUGGUGGUCGCGAGCAACAACGAUGCCGGCAAGUCUUCUCAGAUUCUUCAGUGCCUGGAGAAUACCUCGGAGAUUCCAACUGGUCACGUGAUUUCCUUUUCCACCGUGAAAUCGGUCAGCGUAACCUAUCCGGUGACGAAAACCGUCAGAGAAGUACAGAGGAUCGCUGGACCCCAGACGAAUACCACCCAGGUGCUAACUACGCGCGUGAUCUCGCAGAAAUUGCCAUCCUCUAGCCACCAAACGCAGUCUGCGCCUUUGACGUUGAACGUUUCCUCUAACGUUACUCAUCUACCGAUAAACGCUCAGCCCUUACCGUCGCCGGGCAACGGAGUGGCGCACGUGUACCCUUUGCAGCACACCACCAUGACUACCCAGAGCAAACAGCAAGCUAGGAACCAACUGAUCACCAGCGAGGGUAAGCAACAACAAAUGACCACCGCCGUGUCUAGCUUGCAAACUAGCUUGCCUCUGAAAGUUCAGCCGGUUUCCUCGCAAUUGGUGGUUAGCAGCAGCGCGGUCAGAGCCAUCAACACCGUGACCUCGUUGCCCAACAUUCAGAGGAUACACGUGAAGGCGCAGAAUCUCGUUGGACAGCCACAAACGGUUAAUUUACAGAAGGUUAAGGCCGUGACAAAUGUUAGCCAAGGGGUAACUGUGCAGAGGAAUUCCGUGCCUAGGAUACAAACCGUACAGAAAAGCCAGGUGUCCACCGCGACCGUUCAGACAGCACAGUUCGCCGUUAAUCAAGUCACGAACAAUGUCAAUAUACAGAGAACUCAACAGGGAAACUCGACCCUUCAGAAAGCACAAGCGAACGCCGUGAACACGCAGAAGGUAGCACAGGUCUAUAAUAACCAAAAGAUGUCGUCGCAGAUGUUAAACAAUUCCCCGAACCAUAAAGCACAACUUCAACAGAUUACGAGUAAUCAGCAGCAAGGAUUACAAAAGUUACAGGUUCAGUCGCAAAAGACUGUGACUGUGCCUAGGCAACAACAGUCGACUACCACGGUUAUGAACAAUGUUCAGAAGCCUAGCAAUUCUGUAGCUGGUAUACAGAAGGUUCAAGUGGUAGGACAGGUACAGUGUCAGCAACAAGUGCCAUCGCACGUUCAAAAGCAUGUACAAGUUCAGUCGGCACAGCAUCAAAGGUCACAGACUACGAUGGCUUUGCAGAAGUCUCAGACUAUGUCCACGGUUAAUUCUAGUAGGGUACAAACGAUCGGAAACGUUUGUAAGAGCAACAGUGUUCCGAAUAUCGCUAAAACGCCGCAAAACGCGAAUUUGUUAGCAGCGGGUAAACAGCAAGUAAUAUCGUCGCAGUCGCAGCAAAGUCAGCAAGGCCAUGCCCCGAGCACGACUCAGUUGCAGCAACAGAUGCUCCAACAAACCUCGCAAGUUCAGCAGUCGCAACAGCAGCAACAACAGGUGAUACAGAAGCAGCCGCAACAGCAGCAACAGCAAGCAAACGCGAAUCAGCAGAUACAAAGGAGUCACAGUAUUACGAACGUGCACCAAAAGGUAGCCACGAUCGCAACAAUGCCAAACGGCCAACGAACCCAGGUCAAUUCGAAGAUGCAACAGCAACAAAUGGUUAUGAGAGUGGGUGUACCAAAGAGUCAAGGACAAAAUUUGCAACAGAGCAACCUGAAAACUGUUCCACAGAAAAUUGCCAAUACCGUGAAAACUUCCAAUUCGCAAAAUACCGUGCAGCAAACGGUGCACAGAAGCGCGAACUCCCAACCGGUCAAAAUAAUCCAGCAACAACAAAACAUGAUGGGACCUCAAAACACUCAGAAACAGCCCGGAUGCAUUAAAACGAUACCACCUCAGAAACCAGCGCAGAGAAAUCAUGCACAGAAAGUGGCUGGUAUUAAGACCUCUUUAAACACGAACGUAAACGCGGUGAAGAAUCAAGGAGGACCGACGACUGCGGUAGCACAAAAGGCAAGCAUCAAAACCUUGCUUCCUCAACAGACUGUUGCGUCAAACAUGCUGAUGCAUAAGAAUCAGCCAAUUAAAAUACAACAGCAAACGGUACAACAAAAACAGCUUAUUACUACGUCACAAUUCCCUCAACAAGUCAGGCAACAGUCUGGACAAGUAAAAACGUUACUGCCAGUAUUUAGCACCGAACCUCGUAAAGAUGUUGAAAACAAAUCCGAACCCGAGUUGCGCGAAACUAAAGAAGACGAACGCCAACAACGACCUGCAUCUCCAAUUAUAAGAAUACCCCCUCCUUACGAGUGUCUUCAGUACGUCCUACAGGAUCACAAUUAUGGGGCACCACCGCCACGAACGCCAUCUCCUCCUUCGCCACCGUCACAUACAAAACAGACACCCAUCAAUGGCGCGUGCAGUUCUACUACGACUUCUCAGCAUCCUUUUAUUUAUGGCAAAGUUGUCAGUGGUACUAACGUGGACGACGAUGCAGCCAGCGCUAUCAGCAGUGAAACAGGCAGAGACGGUGAAUUGGAAGGUGAAGAAACUGAAACUGCCCCUGAAGGAGAAGGCGAUGACGAAGAUAGUGUUACUAGAUGUAUAUGCGAAUUUGAACAUGACGAUGGAUACAUGAUCUGCUGUGAUCGUUGUUUAGUUUGGCAACACGUCGAUUGUAUGGGUAUAGACCGUUCUAACAUUCCUGAUGAGUAUCUCUGUGAAAUCUGUCGGCCGCGGCGCGUCGAUAGACAAAGAGCUCGUGCCCUGCAAAUGCGUAAGCGCGAAGAAUUGUUGAAUUCAGACACAUCGUCCGACACGUCGUCUACCAGUUCAGCAGAUACCGAUGUUGGUGUAAAUACAAUCCCAAAGAAACGCACUUUGCAACAGCAACAAGUUCCCCGACGAAAGUCGGAACCGCCGCAAGUAAGACGGCUGAAUAAUAACAACAACAACAAUAACAACAACAACAACAACAAUAAUAACAAUAACAACAAUAAUGUCGCGAAACGACAGAGAAGGGAUUCUCAUCCGAGACAAUCUAGUACGGUUCGUAAGAAAGAGGCUACGAAACGGAGUGGUCCAGGGAAACGCAAAGCGAAACGUAGAAUGAGUCUCGAGGAUAAAGAAGAGGAAACGCAAGACACUUGGGCCUCUAAUGUUGCACCGCUCAGACAAUGGAUCGAACGAUACGAGGAAGCUGUGACGAAUCAUUAUAGUCCGGAACUUAGAGCAAGAAUUUCUUCUAUCAAAGUAAACGGCACACACAGUGAUUUGAGGCAAAGUAAUAUGAACAUCAUUGCCACUGGAAAAUGUAGACUGAAUGUGCACAGCAAUAAUGUGAGAUUUUUAGUGGCGACAAUGUACCUUCCACCGAAUACACCUGUCGUUGAAUUGCGAGGAAAGUACAUGCUGAGCACGCAACAUAGACCGUCGUAUCCUCAAGGAAGACAGCAUACUCAGAGGCCAGGACCUUUCGUAUUCUUUUAUCGGUUACCGCGCGAUGGAACAGAAGUGUGUGUAGAUACCCGAACGUAUGGAAACGAUGCUAGAUUCGUGCGACGUAGUUGUAAGCCUAACGCGGAAGUGAAACAUUGCAUCGAGAAAGGAACGUUACAUUUAUAUAUCGUGACUACUACCGCGAUCGAGAAAAAUGCCGAGAUCACGAUUAGACACGAACAACAUGAUCUGCUAUUAUCGCCUAAUCCGAAUGGCCCCAUGAUGCCUAUCGUUUGUGCAUGUAAUAAUCCAAGAGAGUGUCAAAUAGUGUCUCUAAACCAGUUAAAUAGAAGAGGAAGUAAUGGAACAUUGGCUGAAAACGCCGACGGUCGAGAAAGGAGACGAAGGGGACGACGAAACACGAUUUGCGAGGAUAGUGAUUCCUCUACCGUGGUUCCUAGUACUAUUGUUACACAGCCUACCGCACCGUCGUCGACGACGGUAUCAACGGUAUCCGUACCACCCAAAAGAACAAUUACAACCACCGUCGCCAGUACAGUACGUCAGGUACCCAAGGAGGAAGUUCCGAUGACGGUGCAACAACCGCAAACAUCGCCAAAUCCCAGUCAACCGGUAAUUUCAGAAACGAAGAAGGAUAAAAAGAAAAUGACUAGGGAGGAGAGAAAAAUGGAAGCUAUCAUGAAAGCUUUUGAAAGACUAGAGAAAGCGGAGCAAAGGAAGCAGGAGGUUCAAGCGCGUAAUGCGCAAAGGAAAGAAUCUGGCGGUACGCAUAGUGACAACGAAGAUACACACAAUGUGUCGCUGCAAUCUAAACAAAAACCUCAAAGUACCGAGAGACCUUUGAGACGGAAAAGGAGAAAAGGUCGAGCGAGGACCACGAGUUCUUCUCAAAGCAGCAGUCGAAGAAUGAGGCUGAAUUCGGCUGAUUCCGACGAAUCGUCCGGAGAAGAGAGCACCUCGAUGCAGUCACCGCCUCUGAGCCAAAAUCAUUCGCAAAGUCGUGAUGCGCCGUAUUCGUCUCAUUUGCAUACACCGAUCAAGAAUGCCAAUGAAAGCGCGAACACGUCUGGUCACCAAGGAAUUCCAACAGCUGCUGGCUUGUUACUAGCUUUAGCGAAUUCCAACGCGCCUGGACCUAGUUCGCCUCCAUUGCAGCAACCGACGCCAGUGAAGAGUCCAACCUGCGACAGUGGAGCGAGCAGUAGUUCUCAAAGUUCCACUCCAUCCACUCCUCUGUCGUCGGCUUGUUUACUAGUCGCGGCGGCGGUUGGUCCUCUAGCUCCUGGAUUUAAAUUUCCUAAAACCAAGAAGGUUCUGAUGAACGAAUGGUUAAAGGAAUCGCCUGAUCCACCUCAGAACAAUAUGUCUCAGGUUUCGCCGUUGCCAACCUUACCACCAGCACCAGUUCAGAACUCGAUAAAUACACUUUGCAGGUCUACGGAUUUUUCUUUGCCAACCGAUUCGUCUGCAGAGUUUUUAACGCAAAGUUAUGCAGCCAAGAGUCUGGCAACCCUAGUCCAAGCAGCUAAUUCCGUUUCUGGAAUAUGCGAUUCACCGCCUCAGCGUAGACAAGCGGUCGCUGGGAACAAUACGGUGUGCCCAGUUUCUACAGGAUCUGCCAAGAAGAGAUGGCUGCGACAAGCUAUCUCGGAAGAAUGCGAUUCACCAAACAGUCGACCAGAAAGUCCACCGCCCAGUGAAAUGGUAGCUCCGCCAAAGAAGCGAAGAAUAGCUAGGGAAAGUUUGUCGUCGGACAAUUAUACCCCACCUACGACACCGACCAUGUUGAUUCCUGAAUCUGCUCCGAGUAAUAGAUCUCUAUGUCCAACUGAAGACGACUUCAUCGAACAGCCGCAAUCACCGUUGGUCGAACAUAACGACGAACAUCAGUCGGGGACAGAAUCUGUGAAACAAGAAAUAGUCGAUUCGGACGAACACGUGAACAACUCGCACGAGAAUGUACGGCAAAAGCUAUCGAUAGACAUUCCUCAAGACUUUCACGUUAAAACCAUGAAGAAAGAAGAAGUGGCGACGACGGUCGCGAAAACUGAUUCUUCGUUUGUGAAAUCUGAGAAUAUUGAGAUGAAAGAGGAAACAAAGGAUGAAAUGGAGUGCCACGCGUAUACGAGUUUCGAGUCGAAACCCUUUGUUAAGGAUGAAUAUCGGUCUAUUAAAAAUGAAAUGAUUAACCGUCAUAGAGAUAAAAUCAAGAAAGAGGACAGUAUAAAGAAGGAGGAAGAGAUGGAUGUUGAAAAGGGUACGGUCGAGAUAAUCGAUCAGCACGAAGGGGACACAGAAAUGGAAGAUCUUAGUUCUCCCAUCGCUGUCAUGGAAUCGGAUGUGAUUUUGAAACAACGCGUAGCUGAGAUGAGGCUCGAGUUUGGUGGCAGCAUAGGUGAAAUGAUGAAUACCGAGAGCGACAAGUUCGAUGAAGACAGAAAGUCCGAGAAAGAUGAUGAAAAGUCAGAUGAUAAUACGUCGAUCGACGAAUUUGACGUGGAAGCGCAAAUGAAAAAGAUCACUGGUGACGAUGGGAACGAUUAUAAGGAAAAAGUAGACAGCAGUUCAGAAAAGGAUAAGAGCAUGGACGGUAUAGAAGGCUUGAUGGAAAGCUCCAAGGAAGAUUCAGAAUCUGAAGACAAAGAAAUAGACGAUUUAAAGUAUGAGACAUCCUUCAAAUCCUUUCAUUUGAAUCAUGGGGAAAAGUUAUUUAAUGAGUUUGAGAACGAUCACAGAUCAGCUAAUGUUGUCGAGGAUAGUGCUAAAGAAAUCGAAGAGCACAGCGAAGAAUUUCAAAAAACCGAACACCCAUCCGUAUUUGUUGCUUCUUCGGAAGAAUCGAUAUUCGAAUCUACAUCCUCUAAUAUGGACGCAGAAUCAGUUGCAGACCCACCAAAGAUUUUUCAUUCCAUUCCACCGUUAAGCGAACGUAUUCGCAAGAAGACAGAGGUUACGAGUACUUCAAAGACUCAACUGAACUUCGAAGCAGCCAUCAUUGAAUCCACAAUCGACAUGGAUUCGGUUGACGAAUCUAAGAACGGCGAGCAGCAAAAGUCAAUGCUAUCGACUGCAUUAAGGGAGUUGCUAGAAGCCAAAUUAGAUGAUAUGACAUCCGAUGGAGCGAAAGAAGAAAUCACUGACGAUAAUAGUACUCCGUACGUUGAGCCAGAAACAAAGGUAGAAAUUCCGGAGCAGAGUACGCAAGUUCAAGAAACGGUAUCAAAACCUGUUCCGCAAAAUGUUCAUAACGAAGAUGCUCCAACAAAGGAAGCCGAAACUCCACCCAAAGAAAUAAAACGAUUAAAGGAUCCAAGAACAGUCGUCCCAAACAGCAUGCCUGCUCCAGCAUUUAAACCCGAAUCGAUCCCUCCUGUCAAACGAAAGUUAUCUAUAUCAGAAUACCGCAAACGCAAACAACAAUCGACUGGCACACCCCCAGAACCUGAACCAUCGAGCGAUACUUCGACGACGGAUAAAAGUGGAGCGAGAGGUAGAUCUGACAGUGCGAGUAGCGGUACCUCGUCUCUGAGUUCCGACGAAGAAGGCUCAAAAAUUUCGAUGACGCUCGAUAUACCGACCCUUACUGCGUUACCGCUUUUUAAUAAUGCGGAAAACGACGAGAAGAAAGGUGGCGAAGAAGGUACGAUUGGCUGGUCCGCUGCUCCAACUUUGGUUGAACGUCAAAGAGAAAAUCUGACGGAACGGUUGAAGCGAGAAUUUGGAUUAUUUCUCAGUGACGACGAAGAGGAAAGAGCUCGCAAGCACGGUCUAACGGCGGAGGCAAUACUGAAGGCGCGCAAAACGUCUCCGCCUCAUCCCACAAUUACAAACACGCCACCGGGUUACCCGGUUCCUCAAUUGCCUCCCCAGCCCUAUAUACCUCCUCCUGGAUCUGCAUCCAUACACUAUCCUCAAUUUCAAGCAAAACCUUGCCCGGUUCAAUAUCCAAAUUUUACCGUCCCGCAGAACGCGCCUCAGCCAGUCUACGUGAAUGCCGCUCCUCAAGCUUCAACGAAUAAGCCGGCGCAACAACAAUUUCUAGUACCUCAGGCGUCUCAAGCACCUCCAGGUUCGAAUCCGUAUCCUCCUCAGUUCAUUCCGCCAUCAACCACAGCAGUAUCGAUCUCCAAGUUCUCGUCUGUGACACCGCCAUCGGGAAAUCAAAUGUAUCCUGCAUCUGGCCAAUCGCAGAAGCAAUUUUAUAACCAUCCGGCGCCGAGGUCUUAACCCGCAUAAAAAGGUAGCGCUAUCGAAAAAACGGUUUCUAGCUGAGAAAAUUGUUUUGUUUCCUUUUUCAUUUUUUCUUUUUUAAAUCAUGUAAGGUCUUUCAUCCAAAAUUCGCGAGUGUUUCGUUUCAGUGGAACUCGCAAAUUUGGUAGUUCAAAUUCCAUUUUUUAGAUUAGCGCGAUCGAAUUAGAGUAUACGUAUCUCCUCCGUAGCGAGCCGAGGAAAGCAGCGAAACGAACUAUGUUUCGAGGAGAACAGAUAAAUAUAUAUAAGUUCACACAAUCUCCUCUUCUGUCUUGCGUCGUUCGUGUUCGUGUUCUAGCAAAAGAAGGCUACAUUUAGAAAUUUUAACAGAACGAUGAUUUUCGCGCACGACUGGCUGGCUGCCAGGAGAAAAGGGAGAAGAAGAAAAAGAAGAAGAAGAGAUACGUGAUCUCAGGUGCUACACUGUUCUCGCUCGUAUUAGGAACGUUACGUAUGCGUGCAUCGUCGUCCGCUUGGAAGAGAAUGCUUUCUGAUGGUUUUAACAGGCAAUCGAUGAGAUACUCGGCGUGGCCUAAAGUGAUAUUUAAGUAUUUCGAACAAAAUAAGAAAACCGAAACGUAGGCGUUUUCGUGCAUUUUAACGAUGACGAGCGUUGUUCAAGGAAAAACUUCAUUGGCAACUAAACAUAAUGGCCAAAGGUGUAUCUCUAUGCACUUUUUAUUACCAAUGAAAUAUGGUGCCCUAAGAAUCGUUUAUACAUAGCAGUAGUCCAAUUUUGGCGAAACCGCGAAUAAAAUUGGAAUUAAUUCGAGUCGAUGAAUUUCAUCGACUUGGAAUCUCUGACAGUUAUAUAUAUUCCGUAUAACUGUAACAUACACGCGUUUUCAAAACACAGUGACACGUACACACACGAUACAUGCAUACUUGCAUUUUUCUGUAAAUAUCAUUUUUUGCAUAUAUAUAUGCGUAAUAUAACAUGAUACAAAAGAAGUUGUACAUUUGCUACUGUAUGGUUGCACUCUGUUCCAUUUUGUUACGUAAAACGAAAGCAACGAUACGCGGUAUUAAUAGAAUCGGAUAUGCGUUUAAUUGAGUUCGAAUCGAACGACACACAAGUACCGCACAGUAAACGAGUUCCUUGUCGAAGAAAGAAAUUCGCUUCUCAUCGAUUCCAAACCUUGAGUGGGAUACAAAAAUGCUGGCCUGCUCAAGGAAUAACGAAAUUGUACAAUGAAAUUCGAUAACGUAGACUGAACACUUUCUCGCGUUUUGUGGUUCUGUACCUCCUGUUGAAACGUAUGUAAGAUGUUUCAAGUUCAUUAGCGAACAAUUAACGGCGCAAAGUGUACAUUGAAAAACGUUCUAUCGUUAACAGCAAGUGAAAUUAUUCCGCUGACAGAGAAUCUCGGCAAGAGAUUCGAAUCGUUUUCGCUUGCCAGUGAACUUGUAGCUUAUAACAUUUUUUAUUUUAUGGAAUCAUUUGCUCGCGCUGGAAUUUUCUUAACUUUUCCUUUAGUUUUUCCUGAACACGAUCGACAAUGAUUUCCUUUAUGUUCAGACGGGUACAGGAGGGCAUAUCAUCGCGACGAAUAUUAGUUGACGAUCCGUGAAAAUCCUGAAACUGAACAUUCAUUCUCAAGUACAAAACUCUUUUAAGAGGCGAUUUAAAAUAGAAUGUAUGCAUCGAGGAAGAAAGAGACUGAGAGAGCGAGUGUGCGUGUGUAUGCGUGUGUGUAUGUGUAAACUGCAAUAAGGAAAAAGAAGAAAGAGAACUUAGUACGACAGAAAAAGAAAUUGUAGGCUAUUUUUUGUAAAGAAAACGAGAAAAAACGAAUUGACGAAUUCAUAGCUUGCUCGCUUAGCUUUGCUUUCCGAUAAUUCGUAAUUUCUAAAAUCAUUCUAAUCGAUUCGCGUACGUACUAAAAAAAAACAAAAUGUCGAAUUUUCUUUAAUAAGAGUUUAUUUAUUGCACAGCGCGUGCGAUGUUCGUCCGUUGUUCUUCUACUUACAUUUCUUCUACUUAUGUUUUUUUCCUUCUUUCAUGCUUUUUUUCUUUUUCUUUUUUAAUCCGGUGAUCGGGGACAUUUUUACUCGACAGUUGUAAAAAAUGAUACCUUUUGAUUAAGGACAAUUUGCCCAGUGUACACAACAAGUGGUUUAAUAUAAGAUAUAUUAGUGUACAAAGAUUUCGCCAGGAAAUUCUCGCGUAUUUUGUCGUGUGUACAUAUGUAUUAACUGCGUUAAUUGCGACACUUCCUAUUGGAAGUUCCUCGAUUGUAACAUGAGUUAUACGUUUUUCGGCUCUUGUAUAUCUUGCAAAUUUUAAACUCGCGUUUUAAAUUCUAUUUUAACGCCAAACCCACAGACAUACACUAACACACAUACAUACAUACACAGACACACAAAGGGGAAACUUUGUAGUAAACUGAAGAGUUUAAAUUUUGCUGAAUCUAAAAGUAACAAAUAUUUAUUAUUAUUUUGCUGAAUUACUUCUAUAUGGGCAUAUUAUAACGACGAAUUGUAUGGUUGUCGAAUCAAAUCUUCAUCAAAGUAUCGAAGAACGAAGAAGGAGAUGUGUCUUUAUGUACCUUUGUACGCAGAAAAGUGAAGAACUCUUUGAGUAUUAAUCAUUUACGGUCCAAGUACGUCUCCCAAGCACAAAUCCAUUGCAAAGUUAAAUUUAACACACAGAGCUAAUAAAUAGACCUCGAAGGGUUAAAAAUAAUUGAUCGCCAAAUAUGAAUAAGUAUUUUUUUAUUAUCGAAGGGAAAAGUGAAAGAUUAUACUCGAACAGUUCGUACUAGUUGGCCACGGAUCAAUAAUCUUCAGUUUUUUUUUAUAAUCCUUAAACUUUAGACAGAAACAAAAGGAAUAGCCAAUCAGAAAUAAAGUUUCACGAUAGAAAGAUGGUCGUUGAGAUUUUAACGCGCGUACAAAGCCACGUUAUACCGCUUCAGAUAAUAUCUAAACGUGUGAUAUCAAAAUGUGUAGUAAAGAUCUCUGUGAGAUAACGAAACGUUCAAAAUGAACAGUGGAGAGGUGAAUUUUAAACGGUACUCCUGGGUGAAUUCUAUGGAUCUCAUUGGUAAAAAGGGAAAUAAUAUAUAAAAGCGUGAAAUCUUCCAAGCAUCGUCCUCUUCGUAAUUUAACUUAAGUUCGUUUGGCUGCACCUUCUGCGAUAAUAAUGGCAAAAAAAGAACGAUAUAAGAGAAACUGUGGGGAAAAACAUCUGUUAAACGAGCGAUAUUUUUGGCAUUUGGUAUUCCUUUAUACUUUAGCCGAUAUAUUAUAAUAAAACGUGUAUACUAGUGUAAGUUAUACUCGAAUCAACCGAGUGGUCAUGAACGUUGAUAAGGAGUAUGUACAGCUUAUACGUUCGCCACCUGGUUGGUGUACUCUGUGAAAUUUGUAAAUAUUUUUGUAAGAUAAAUUUAAGUAUGGACGUCUCCUUUGAGAUCUUGUGUGUUCUUUGAAGAAAGCAAAAAGAAAAGAAAAACCCAUAGAGAAACCGAGAAAGAAACAAAUGAAAAACAUAGCACUGGAUUUAGGAUAUGAAGACACGUAAAAACAAAAACAAGCGGUAAUACGAUUGCUUUUGCGACUGCAUACAUUGCAAACAUACAUACAUACAAAACAAACAAGCAAACAAACACACAAAAAUGUAAACGCGUUCAGCUUUAUAAAAUAUAUUCUAUUCGUUGUACAAUUCUCUCUGGUUGCCCUAACGUAUCUGUAUAAUGAAAACAUUCUGAUAGAUAAAAAACGACAAAGACGUUCUGUUGUUACAUAUAAAAAUAUAAGUAAGACGUGUUAGAAAGGUGAGAAGGCAAAAAAUUAGGUAAAACUCGUUAGUACAAUAGUUUUGAAUGUUGUAAAUAAAACAGAUCAAUAAUAA
Molecule: messenger RNA, 15465 nt
Organism: Megachile rotundata (alfalfa leafcutting bee)
Lineage: Eukaryota; Metazoa; Arthropoda; Insecta; Hymenoptera; Megachilidae
Gene: upSET
Product: SET domain-containing protein upSET
Biological process (GO): regulation of DNA-templated transcription
Cellular component (GO): Rpd3L-Expanded complex; Set3 complex
Source: RefSeq, a predicted model, not a curated record